Silurus meridionalis is the source of this 2776-nucleotide messenger RNA. Its product is annotated as pleckstrin homology-like domain family B member 3. NCBI's taxonomy places the organism in Eukaryota, Metazoa, Chordata, Actinopteri, Siluriformes, Siluridae. The transcript has 14 exons. The coding region runs from base 509 to 2296 and encodes 595 amino acids. The record is from RefSeq and is a predicted model, not a curated record.
CGGUUUGUGGGAUCAGUCAUGGUGCUGUGUCAAAAACUGCGGGCGUAGUGACGUGCCGAAAUCCUAGUCCUCUGCCACGGCAUUGUAAUAGUAGUGCUUUUCUAAAAUACAGACACCUGGCAACCCUAGAUCACUUUCUUCAAAACUGGCAACCCGGUAGUCUCCGCCUCACCUGUGUGUGUGUGUGUGUGUGUGUGUGUGUGUGUGUGUGUGUGUGUGUGUGUGUGUGUGUGUGUGUGUGUGUGUGUGUGUUUUAAACCCGGACAGUGCUGACACUCCGGUGUGCUCGCGCUCUCAGAGCUGUGCCGUGUAAAGUGAACGAAAGUAACCCCGCUGCGCAAAACAGAUCGGAACCGGAACGUGGACUCGUAGUGGCCUUCACGCAGAUCUGCUGAUCUUCACUGUGAGGUUUUUCCUGAAUGUGGAGCUCCAUGGAAAUCUCUGCUCCAGCGCGUGCGGAAUACUGAACCGGAAGUGUGGAACAGGUAGGUGCUGAUGAUCGGGUGUUAUGGACACACAGAAGAACCAAUGGGAGCAGGGCAGGACUCCACCCUGGCUCAACCUGCGGGCUGAUGGAAGAAGCUCCGCCUCUUCGGGGGCAGAAUCAGACUCGGAGGGCAGCAGCAGCACUGAAAGCGAGGGGCUGAGUCCAGACGUUUUUCCUGUCAGCUGUCUGAGGCCGAAGAGUGGAGUGAAUGCACACCUUCCUCAUCUUAACUCUCUUAGGAGAAGAACAGGCGUCGACUCCCAGGCUCUGACCACGCAACGACGAAUCACAGAGCUUAAUCAGCAGAAGGAGGAGCUAAAGAUAGAGCUGCAUUUAGAGAUUGCACUGUUAGAGGGGGAGCUGCAGACUGAAAGAGAGCGACUGCGCAAACACACAACACAUCUACAGAUACUCCAGGAGUCCAGACAGAAACCUACACACACACAACAGGAGCGAGUAAAGCUGGAGAAGGAGAGGGUAAGGGUGGAGGAAAUGAAGACAAGAUGGAUGGAGAGAGAAAAAUUCACUCAGACAGACAGACCGAGAGACACAGACACACUACUGCAGAUACAACAGGAAAAGGAGAUGUUGGACACUGCAGUCAGAGCUUUUGAGGACUGGGAGUUCCGUGUCCUUGAAUUGGAAAGCAGUGUAGAGGAGGAGAAGAUGAACGGAGAGACAGAGAGAGAAAUCAGCCGAGAACAACACGCCAUAAACACGGCACAGGAGCACGUGAGGCAGUUGAAGCAGCAGCUGAAGGAGAUGGAGAGAGAAAAGGAAAGAGAGAUGAGUUCACUGAGAGAUGAGAAGCGCGAACUCCUGCAUCAAACACACAUGUUUUUGAAAGAGAACCAGCCUGUCACUGAUUGGUCCACCACCACUGGCACUGCCUCAAGUAUGACAUCACGGUCACCCGUUAACAACCACAAAUUAGUGCAGGGUGUGGUGAGUACAAACCGGAGGCGGAGCUCCCAGCGUAGAGGGGCGGAGCGGCCAAUGUCAGUGCAGGGGCUUGUGAGGAAUCCUGACACUUCUCCACUUCCUCACUCCAAACAUAGACUAAGUAAUGGAAAUGCUAAUGCUAACGGCUUCCACACACAAGCAAACAGCAAUAACAGCUCACGUGCAGCUAGCCCAAGUCUGCAUCUAGUCGACCUUGUGGAGAUCGAGAGAAAACUACAGGAAGCGAAAGCAGAGAGGGAACGACUGCUGAAAGAGAGGGAGGAAAGGAGACGUCUCGAUCGAGAAGACAGACAAGACAAACCAAACGAGAAAAAAACCACACACACACACCUACACACACCUGCACACACACAUCUACACACUAACACAGACUCUUGGGUGGAGCAUAAAUUGAGCCACAAUCACAACUCUCCUGAGCAUGGUGUUCCUCUGUUCCUGACUCUGAACUUUGACCUUCGUGCUCAUGUGGAGAGUCUGGGUCAUGGGGUUGCUGGGUGUUUGGGUGUUCGGUUGUUGCCACGGCGAUGUUGCGGUUUCCUGACGAAGCGAGGUGGCCGAGUGAAAACGUGGAGGCGAAGAUGGUUCCUCUUCGACAUGGACCACCGCAGACUGGCUUAUUACACCGAUCAGGAUGAGAAGAAGCUGAAGGGUGUGAUCUACUUCCAGGCCAUAGAAGAGGUUUAUUACGAUCAUCUCCGAACUGCAACAACAUCUCCUCGGCCGAGUCUGACGUUCUGUGUGAAGACGUACGAGCGUCUGUUUUUCCUCGUGGCUCCGAGUGCUGAGAGCAUGCGCAUCUGGAUGGAUGUGAUUGUAACGGCAACAGACGAACACAGUCGCUACUGAACACUGUUUUUCACACACACACACACACACACACACACACACACACACACACACAUAUAUAUAUACACACACCUUUGUUUAGCCUCAGAUCUUACAGACGAGUGUGUUCCAGUGUGUAUUUCACCACAGAACUGUUGUAAGUGUGAGUCCGGUGACGUGUGAUGUCACGUGUCCAUGUUGUGAUUUUUCGCCCAACAGGAAGUGAAGUGUGAACGAGGAUCGUGUUCUUGUGUGUUCAUCUGUAGCAGGUUUAUGGGAUUGUAAAAGUUAUACCUUAUUUAUAAACAUAUGUUCAGAAUGAGGGCGUGUUUUCUCUCCCCUCCCUCUCUCUCUCCCCUCCCCUCCCCUCCCUCUCUCUCUCCCCCUCUCUCUCUCUCUUCCCCUCCCCCUCCCUCUCCAACACACUACAUGGAACUCUAUUUUCUAAUUGCAGAACAUUACGAUGUACAAUGUUUAAUAAAAAAAAAAAAGUAAAUAUUA